AUGAGGAAACAUUGCAUAAAGUGGUUUGGCGUGCUGCUGAUUAUAAAGCUCCUGAUCAUGAUCAAUGCCAAGGAACAACAGGCAGAGGAACAUAGAAUUCAACGACGCUUUAUGUGGGAACAGAUGAACAACUCAUUAAUGGGCGGAUUUAUGGGACGAAUGUUUAACAAUGCCCGUGCCAUGCUUGGCGAGCGUUUUAUGCCAAGUACAGUGGGCUAUGCGAAAACUAUGCUUGAUUUUAUGCCCACGGAAACAACACGAGUGAAAUAUGUUAUUAGAAAUCCGCAUACGAAUAAGCCUAUGAAAGUUAUCAAGAUGAGAUCACCUAAAAAAGUGGUCAAAUUGCGUAUGAUUUCUAAGCCAGCGGCAACAGAGUCAAUUCCAUUGACGUAUGAGCAACGUAUACGCCAAUUGGAAAAGGAACAGGAAAUGAUUGUUGAGGGUAAAUUGCCAGCGACUAGCGAUGAGGCAAUUAUGGAUAAAUAUUUUAAGAAAAAGGGUAAGUCUGGUACCAAUAAUGACAUUGUCACUGGCAAGAUAAUGGAAUAUCAGACUUGGAAACCUGUUUAUAAGCCUGGUGAAAAGCCAACAUCAUUUGUCACAGUCCGCCCUCAAGCAUUGUCGUAUUUGCAUACGGAUAUCUCGAGCAACGAUCAUGAAUUGUUGCCCAAGCCAGAGAAAUUAAUGGGGCAUCAUGAGUAUGUGAAAGAAGAUGAUGAUGAAGAUGUGCUAGACGGGGAUCAGGUUGAGAAUGAAUUGGCCAAACAAAUGGGCCACCGUUAUGAGGUAACCGAACACACGGGUGAAGAAAGUGGUGAAAUACAUUCGGUUUCAUCAAUGGAAAGUGGUUUUAUACCCAUGGAUGGCUAUCGCAGCACUCACACGGUAACUACAUCGAAUUCUCCGACAAGUUCUCGCUCGACUUCAAGAAGUAGAGGUCGACAAUCGACAGGCACCACCAGCACCACCACAACAGAGGCGCCCAAUUAUCCGCCAGCGUUUUUGAAAAAAUAUCGCGAAAGAGAAGCUGCAGCAAAUAAAUCAAAUAAAAAAUCACCACACAAAUAUAGCAAAGAGGUGGUCAUUGAAGAAGAAUUGGUAAGUACCCAACAGACGCCCAGCUUUGCCAUGAGUAGCCUGCGAGCUCGACUCCAGGACCAGCAGCGGCGACAAAAGCAACAGCAGAAGGAACAGCUCGAGGAAGAGGAACUGGAGGCAGCUCUAAUGGAUGCCAUGCAGGGUGAGAAAUGGCCAACGGAAGUACAACAUAGUAGUUAUCAAUUGGCCAGCCCCAUUGGACCAAGUGCUGUGGCAUUUGAGCAAUCAUUUGGUGGCAAGACAUCAGCAUCAACGAUCAAAUCCGAAUAUAAGAGACCACAACGUGGAAGUAUUCGACAAAGGGGUACCGUGAAAUUUAGUGAUAAGCCCAAUUAUGAUGAUCUUUCAUAG
Molecule: messenger RNA, 1449 nt
Organism: Drosophila willistoni
Lineage: Eukaryota; Metazoa; Arthropoda; Insecta; Diptera; Drosophilidae
Exons: 3
Coding region: 1-1449 (482 amino acids)
Source: RefSeq, a predicted model, not a curated record